Messenger RNA from Brassica napus (rape), 705 nucleotides. RefSeq lists its product as uncharacterized. The transcript has 3 exons. Lineage: Eukaryota; Viridiplantae; Streptophyta; Magnoliopsida; Brassicales; Brassicaceae. The coding region runs from base 1 to 705 and encodes 234 amino acids. The record is from RefSeq and is a predicted model, not a curated record.
AUGUCAUCAUCUUCAUCCGAUGGAUUGGAAGAAAGAUUAGACGAAGUUUUCGACGAUAUUUGCGAAGAUACAUUCAACGACAUUCUCGAGGCCCAAACCAAGAAGCAAAAGAAACGUGCUUAUAUAGAACGAAACCGUGAAGCAGGACACAACCGUUUAUGGAAUGACUACUUCACCGAAAAUCCGACAUAUGAGGCACAUUUUUUCAGACGCCGUUUCCGUAUGAACAAGGAAUUAUUCAUGCGUAUUGUCUAUGGCCUCUCACAGAACGUUCCAUUCUUUCAACAAAGAAGAGAUGCUACCGGGAGGCUUGGUCUUUCUCCACUACAAAAAUGUACGGCAGCAAUUCGUAUGCUUGCUUAUGGUUCUGCGGCCGACGCGGUAGACGAAUAUCUCCGACUAGGUGAGAGCACGGCACUUUCCUGUUUACAUAAUUUCACUGACGGAAUAAUACAUUUAUUUGGAAAUGAGUAUCUACGAAGACCCACAGCAGAGGAUCUUCAGCGACUACUCGAUAUUGGAGAGACACGCGGGUUUCCUGGGAUGGUUGGAAGCAUUGACUGUACCUUAAACGAUAUUAAUGUCCUUGAUCGGUCUCCUGUUUUUGAUGACAUUAUAGAAGGUCGAGCUCCAAGGUUAGAGUACGUGGUCAACGGACACAAAUAUAAGUUCGCUUACUACCUCACGGACGUGGAUUUGGAGUGA